Molecule: messenger RNA, 624 nt
Organism: Cooperia oncophora
Lineage: Eukaryota; Metazoa; Nematoda; Chromadorea; Rhabditida; Trichostrongylidae
Source: the annotation of a GenBank genome assembly
AUGCACGAUUACCUCGGAGACCUUAAAUUUUCAGGUUGUUGGUUAAAACUGAUUUCCAGGCUCAGGAUGUUCAAGAAGUUCGAUGAGAAGGAGGACAUAACUGGAGCAACCCAGCUGAAAUCUUCCAUUCAGAAAGGAAUCAGGAACAAAAUAAUUGAAUCGUAUCCACAUAUCGAACCAUUUCUAGCCGACAUCCUACCUAAAAAGGAGACUUUCAAGAUGAUAAAAUGCAAGGAUCACAUAGAGUUAUUGACAGAUCAUAACAAUGUCGUACAGUUCUUGAAGACAAGGAAUACAGAAUGGGUCCCUACACUUCGCCUACUUCACAAGUAUCCCUUCAUCAUGCCCCAUCAACAGGUUGAUAAGGGAGCUAUCAAAUUCGUCCUAAAUGGAUCGUCUAUUAUGUGCCCUGGAUUGACUUCUCCUGGUGCAAAGAUGACACCUGGUGUUCCAGCCAAUACUGUCGUAGCCAUCAUGGCUGAGGGUAAACAACACGCUUUGGCGAUCGGACAGAUGAAAAUGAGCUCGGAAGAGAUUCAGUCAGUGAAUAAAGGUAUAGGUAUCGAGAGUAUACACUAUUUGACAGAUGGCCUAUGGAGAUUAGCCGAGAAACCUAUAAGUUAG